Molecule: messenger RNA, 1432 nt
Organism: Mercenaria mercenaria
Lineage: Eukaryota; Metazoa; Mollusca; Bivalvia; Venerida; Veneridae
Product: delta-like protein C
Exons: 12
Coding region: 602-1426 (274 amino acids)
Biological process (GO): heterophilic cell-cell adhesion; establishment or maintenance of epithelial cell apical/basal polarity
Cellular component (GO): plasma membrane; protein-containing complex
Molecular function (GO): calcium ion binding
Source: RefSeq, a predicted model, not a curated record
AAGGUAGUGUAAACAUGGGUUUGCAGCUGUACAAGACAACAUAUAAAAGACCAUUCUGAGUGAACAACAGUCCAAGACACCUGCUACCGCUCCAAUUUCUUCAGACAUGUUAAAACCUGCCCCAUGUGGUUCUGGGAUGAUCUGUGUAUGAAAAGAAUUGGAACCACUGCCUUACCCUUGCAUGAUUGUAAGAGGCGACUAAUAGGGUCUUUACACUUGGUUUUGCAGUAACUUUGGAUUCCAGCAGGUCCUAGCUGACAUCCUAUUGAAGACCGUUCUGAGUGAACAACAUUCCAGGACAUCCUGCUAGUACUCCUCUAUUUUCUGCUCAGUUUCAUCAGACAUGAUAAAAGCCAUGGUAUUUUGUAAGACUGGCACAGUAACUCAUGGAGUACCGAGUCACGAUGUUUGUGGAGGACAAAGUGUGCUCCUUUGUUCAACUCCUUGUAGCUGGAACUGCAGAGGCAAGCUUGUUAAAUUGCAAAAGAUCGCAUAUGGAGAGAAAAUUUUGUCUUUUGCCAUCACUUGGAUCGAUUCAAAAGCAGUUCGGCAUUUACUUGAUAUCCUAGCACCAGACUAGUUACUCAGUUAACAAUCAAAUAUGAAAUUGACAGUAUGUUGUGUGAUUAUAUGUUUAGCAUAUGUUUUAACAUGCUUUGCAAGUCCGGCAAAAGCUCCUAAAGGAAAGGCAAAAGCUUCUGAAGUUAAAGAACAUCCGGCAAAAGCUUCGAAAGGAAAGGCAAAAGCUUCUGAAGUUAAAGCAUAUCCGGCAAAAGCUUUGAAAGGAAAGGCAAAAGCUUCUGAAGUAAAGGCAAGUCCGGCAAAAUCUUCAAAAGUCAAGGCAAGCCCCGCAAAAUCUUCAAAAGGAAAACAUCUUGGAAAAUGUACAACAGACGCACAGUGCCCACCAGGUUUUGUUUGUUCAGAAGUUAGGACCAGUAAAAGCAAGAAAGGUAGCAGUGGAAAGAAAUGCUAUCCCUCUACUAACAUCUGUGACCCAUCCCCAUGUUUGAACAAUGGCACAUGUGUUGAUAAUGGGAAUGGUACUUUUACAUGCAUAUGUGAAGCGAGUUAUACGGGUACAAAUUGUUCAGUUUUAGCUCCUGGCAUCUGUGACUCUUCCCCAUGCUUGAACAAUGGCACAUGUGUAGAUAAUGAGAAUGGUACUUUUACAUGCAUAUGUGAAGCGAGUUAUACGGGUACAAAUUGUUCAGUUUUAGCUCCUGGCAUCUGUGACUCUUCCCCAUGCUUGAACAAUGGCACAUGUGUAGAUAAUAAGAAUGGUACUUUUACAUGCAUAUGUGAAGCGAGUUAUACGGGUACAAAUUGUUCAGUUUUAGCUCCUGGCAUCUGUGACUCUUCCCCAUGCUUGAACAAUGGCACAUGUGUAGAUAAUGAAGAAUGGUACUUUUAUAUGCAUAUGUGAAGCGAG